ACUGACGCAGCCGGCUGUCAGUCAUGCGUGUUCUUCAUCCUGAUUGGCAAAGCUAGCCGUCAGUCAGGUUGGAACACCACCCCUCUCGCUGUGUUUUCCUGCGGCUGGUGGGGGGAAGGUGGGUAGCAGUUUGUGUUUGUGUGGAGUCGCAGCUCCUUUGGGCUCGGUUCCUUCUCCGGGCCUUUUUCAAAAAAAAUCUCACACACCAUAUACACACAGCCCAACUCCUUCCUUCGUCUCUCAGACCGAACACAGCCGGCACAUGCUGCAGUUAGUUAGAAAUUCGGACUGAAGCCGCUCCGACUCUCGCUACCCGAGAUCGACACUGAUUCUGAGGGAGCGAAAGGGGCCGAUAUAUGUUUUAACAAAAGUAAGAGAGGAGGGAGGAACAACAGCAACAAAAAGAGAGACUAAAACGCAAAGUGCCGAGUCCAGAAGGGGGUCUCGGAACAUGGCGGCGGCGCCGAGGAAUCCACGUAGCAACGUGAAAAAGGGUCGGAUCCUGGGGCUGAUCGACGCCAUCCAGGACGCGGUGGGGCCACCGAAGCAGGCGGCCGACAAGCGCAUGGUGGAGAAGACCUGGAAGCUGAUGGACAAAGUGGUGAGGCUGUGCCAGAACUCCAAGCUGCAGCUGAAAAACAGCCCUCCGUACAUCCUGGACAUCCUGCCGGACACUUACCAGCACCUCCGGCUCAUCCUGUCCAAGUACGAGGACCGAAUGCAGGUCCUGAGCGAGAACGAGUACUUCAAGAUCUACAUUGACAGCCUGAUGAAGAAAUCCAAGCGGGCCAUCAGGCUGUUCAAGGAGGGCAAAGAGAGGAUGUAUGAGGAGCAGUCUCAGGAUAGUGGGUGCGUGGAGCUUAGAGUCUCUAAUCAAGGAAUCCUUCCCUCCAGUCAAACAAAGGAAAAGAAAGCAGAUGAUAACAUUUUGAUUAACAAACUAGACACUACAACCAUGUGCACGGGAUUGACAGAUGACUUGCAGCUGGUGAUUAACACAGAAGAAGGCUGUGGUUAG
This is a messenger RNA of Rhincodon typus (whale shark), 1018 nucleotides long. RefSeq names its product E3 ubiquitin-protein ligase CBL-B-B-like. Gene Ontology annotation, cellular component: membrane raft; plasma membrane. Gene Ontology annotation, molecular function: SH3 domain binding; ubiquitin protein ligase activity; phosphotyrosine residue binding. The record is from RefSeq and is a predicted model, not a curated record. Lineage: Eukaryota; Metazoa; Chordata; Chondrichthyes; Orectolobiformes; Rhincodontidae. The transcript has 2 exons. Bases 452 to 1018 code for a protein of 188 amino acids. Gene Ontology annotation, biological process: cell surface receptor signaling pathway; negative regulation of epidermal growth factor-activated receptor activity.